AUGAGUUCGUGUCCAAAAAGCUUAGCCAAUGGCUUCCAAACACUGUCAUUUUCAGUGAUCCUUCUGUUUUCUCUGCAACAUUCCUCAGUCUCUUCCUUGGAGUUCCAAGCUGGUGGCAGCAAAGGCUGGGUUGUCCCUCCUGAAAAUGACACCAAAAUCUACAAUGAAUGCGCUUCAGAUAACAGAUUCCAGAUUGGUGAUACCACCCGUUUUAAGUUUAGAAAGGACUCAGUAAUGGAGGUGGUUGAGAAGGAUUAUAAGAACUGCAAUUCGACACAGCCCAAGUUCUUCUCCAACAAUGGGAACUCAGUUUUUACUUUGGAUCAUGCAGGGACAUUUUACUUCAUUAGUGGAGCUUCCGGGCACUGUGAGAGGGGACAGAGGAUGGUUGUAAGGGUGAUGUCUCCUCAGGAAUCUCUGCCUACUUCCCCUGCUGCAGAUUCCAUGUUAGGGGUUUUGUAGCUGGUCUUUAUUACCAUUUCAGUUUGUUUUCUCCUAUGUUGCUUCUAAUCAUU
Molecule: messenger RNA, 515 nt
Organism: Theobroma cacao (cacao)
Lineage: Eukaryota; Viridiplantae; Streptophyta; Magnoliopsida; Malvales; Malvaceae
Source: RefSeq, a predicted model, not a curated record